Molecule: messenger RNA, 2371 nt
Organism: Colletes gigas
Lineage: Eukaryota; Metazoa; Arthropoda; Insecta; Hymenoptera; Colletidae
Product: putative inorganic phosphate cotransporter
Exons: 4
Coding region: 858-2369 (503 amino acids)
Biological process (GO): transmembrane transport; monoatomic anion transport
Cellular component (GO): membrane
Molecular function (GO): transmembrane transporter activity
Source: RefSeq, a predicted model, not a curated record
UUCCUCGUUUAUUAGAUCGCUUUAAACCGAUAGCUUAUUAGAUUACUGAUAGUCGUAUUGAAAUUAGACUUUUCCUCUAUUAAGUUAGCUCAACAAUGAUUAUAAAUUUCUCGGUUGGAUAAACCGCGAGAAAGGAUGUUACAUCUAUUUUUAGGUAAUAACUGAUAUAUCGUCGAAUAGAAAAACGCAAAAAAGAAAAACGGAAUCAAGAGAAAAGGAUAGCCAAUGUUGCAACGGAUGCAAAUAAACGAAAAAACAAGUUUUCUUAUUCUUGGGUCGAUAGUGUGAUACAUUUGUUAUCCCUUGCUUUUUGCGGGGUUUUUCGUUGAAUUGAAUUUUUGUCGAUGGUUCAGGUACAGUUUUCUAACUUCUGACUUGAAUAUAAAUUUAUAUAGAUAUUAGAAACGAACAACUAUAAGGAAUCAAAAAAUGAAUACUUAUAUCCGGUCGCGUUAUCAUUUCCCCUUCUUCGUUAUGUGCCUCCUCCGCGUCAACUUUUACCAUUAUACUGCUCUUAGUCUCUUAUCCACGUUACCUUUCCCUUUUUGCGUUCAACGAGGAAACACGUGCAUGAGUAUAAAAUGAAUUCGCACAGAGAGCGUCGAUUCAGUUACUCGCAACAUGUGGUCGUGGUAUGUACGACCCAACUGUUGUUUGUAUCCAAAGAAUUUUGUGAAUAAAUAUUAGGCUCUCUCCUCCACUACUGGACCCGCUACAUACAAUCCUAAAUAACGUGUUACGUAUUUCGUUCGAGUUAGGAUCAUUAAAGUCAUUUACUAUUUAAUCCGGGUCACCAGGAAUUUGUACUUCACGUUUAUUUUGUUACGAUUCUCGAACGUCAAAGAAUAUUCGACAAGAUGAUAUCUGCCUGGAAAGCAUGCUGUGGACGGAUACCACAACGAUGGGUAUUUGCAGUAAUGGGAUUUUUGGCGUUGUUUAAUGCUUACGCGAUGAGAGUUUGCCUCUCGAUCACACUCACCGAGAUGGUACUGCCACCAGAUCCUACACACAACAAUGAUAACGCAAAUAUUUGCAAGAGAGAGGAGGAAUACCAUAAUACUCCGAAAACAGUAACUCCGAAUACGACCAAAUCAUCUUCGGACGCGGAGCUUUACGAUUGGGACGGAAUGACGCAGGGUGCAAUUUUAUCAUCAUUUUACUGGGGCUAUGUAGUAACUCAUGUGCCGGGCGGGAUACUGUCCGAAAAGUUCGGGGGUAAACAUUCUCUCGGCCUGGGCAUAUUGGCGACAGCGGUGUUCACUCUGAUUACACCGGUCGUUGUAAAAUAUGGCGGCUCAACGGGUCUGAUCAUAGAUCGCGUGUUGAUGGGUCUCUGCGAAGGCACAACGUUUCCGGCGUUGAACGCGUUGCUCGCCCAAUGGACGCCGCCGGAGGAAAGGUCGAAAAUCGGCUCGCUGGUGUUCGCAGGUGCUCAACUCGGUACGGUGUUUGCAAACUCGGUGUCCGGAAUGAUCCUUCAUUACUCGCCGAUAGGCUGGCCAGCUGUGUUUUACGUGUUCGGUAGCGUCGGAAUUGUCUGGUACUUGAUAUGGUUGGUAACGUGUUAUAAUAAUCCGGACUCGCAUCCGUUCAUUUCCGAGAGAGAGAAGGACUUUUUGCGCGAAAGGAUGCAAGACCAUACGCACAAAAAACCACCCUCGGUGCCAUGGCGGCAUAUUCUAACCUCUGUCCCAGUUUGGGCGCUGAUAACCGCGCAGGUCGGACACGAUUGGGGAUUCUUCACUCUGGUGAACGAUCUCCCGAAAUAUAUGAGCAACGUACUCAAAUACUCGAUCAAGAGCAACGGGCUGCUGUCCGCAUUACCGUACCUGACCAUGUGGAUUUGCAGCGUGGUUACAUCCUGUCUAGCCGAUUGGAUGAUCACAAGCGGUGUGAUGUCGCGCACCAACGUCCGAAAACUGGGCACAACUAUCGCUUCCCUUGGUCCAGGAGCGUUCAUUCUUGGCGCGUCCUAUGCCGAAUGCGAGAGAACAACUGUGGUCAUUAUGUUCACUAUUGGUACGACGUUAAUGGGCCCAUUUUAUCCAGGAAUGAAGGUCAACGCUCUGGAUCUCAGUCCGAAUUACUCUGGCACUUUGAUGGCCAUUGUAAACGGCAUAGGUGCUUUCAGCGGUAUCUUGACACCGUAUAUUGUCGGUGUGUUGACACCGAAUGAGACCCUCACUGAAUGGCGGAUCGUGUUUUGGAUCGUCUUUGGUGUUUUCGUCGUAACCAAUAUCGUUUUCAUACUUUUCGCGAGCGGAGAAGUCGAAUACUGGAACGAUCCUGAAUUUAUCAGACGAGAAAGGGAAGAGAAAAAAAUGAAAAUCAAGAAUGAACCGACACAGGUCCAGAAAACUGUUCCUUAAAG